Messenger RNA from Fukomys damarensis (Damara mole-rat), 879 nucleotides. Its product is annotated as vomeronasal type-1 receptor 3-like. Bases 1 to 879 code for a protein of 292 amino acids. Gene Ontology annotation, cellular component: membrane. Gene Ontology annotation, biological process: G protein-coupled receptor signaling pathway. NCBI's taxonomy places the organism in Eukaryota, Metazoa, Chordata, Mammalia, Rodentia, Bathyergidae. The transcript has a single exon. The record is from RefSeq and is a predicted model, not a curated record. Gene Ontology annotation, molecular function: pheromone receptor activity.
AUGCCCUCUGUGAGUGUGUCUGUUGGAAUAAUCUUCCUUGGUCAGAUUUUCAUUGGAACCCUGGGGAAUCUCUCUCUCUUAGGUAAAUAUUUAUUUCUUUACUUCCGUGGAUAUAAGACAAGACCCAUAGAUUUGAUUCUUGUGCAUCUUACUGUGGCCAAUAUCUUGGUCAUUCUCUCUAGAGGGAUCCCAGAGACCUUGGCAGCUUAUGGGUUGGAAGACUUCCUCAGUGAUUUUGGAUGCAAAUGUGUUUUCUAUGCUAGCAGGGUGGGCCGAGGUGUAGCCUUUGGCAGCACCUGUCUCCUGAGUGUCUUCCAGGCCAUCACCAUCAGCCCCAGCUACUUCAGGUGGGCAAAGCUGAAAGUGAAAGCUCCCAAGUAUAUAAGCACCUUCACCGCUCUCUGCUGGGUCCUGCACUUGGCGCUGAAUACCAGUUUCUCUCUGACUUUGACUAGCAGAUUGAAAACCAGAAACAUCACAAAUAAAAUAGACUUUGCUUACUGUUCUGAUCCACGUACCACAAAAGGGGUAUACACAGGGCAUGCAGUGUGUACUGCCAUAGUUGAUGUUCUGUGCAUGGCGGUCAUGCUCUUAGCCAGUGGCUCUAUGCUUUUCAUCUUAUUUAUGCAUAAGAAGCAGGUCCGCCACAUGCAUAGAACCAGAGGAUCCUCUAGAUCCUCUUUUGAGACCAGAGCCACCCACACCAUCCUUAUCGUGAUGAGCAUUUUUGUAUUUUUUUACUUCCUAUCUUCUGUCAUGCAAAUAUAUGUGACUUUUUUUGGUAGGUCAAUAAUCUUACUGUUCUCUCUUACUUACUUCACGAGUGCGUGUUUCUCAACUGUCUGCCCCUUUGUGUUCAUGACUGUGGCCAGUAUGUAA